AUGGUCAUCGCCAGCACAGUGAAAAGAUCUCCUGCUGCCGAACUCACUGCAUAUUCAACAGCUGAUAGAUGUUCGAAUGACAUUCGAAGAGAAACGAAAGAAGCCCGUUUGCUGAGAAGUAACGAAGACAAAGAAUUGACUCAUGGAGACAUGGAGACCUACAAGCAGCUCAUCAACACAUUCACGCAGACACUCACCGCGAGGUUCAUCGAGCGAGACAACGAGCUAGCAAGGAACAACCGGCCCUGCAAGAAGCCCACCGACCUCAUCCGAUCCAUCAACAGCAUCGUUGACAGCAUCAAGUUACAGAGAAAAGUCUAA
Molecule: messenger RNA, 321 nt
Organism: Guillardia theta CCMP2712
Lineage: Eukaryota; Cryptophyceae; Pyrenomonadales; Geminigeraceae
Exons: 2
Coding region: 1-321 (106 amino acids)
Source: RefSeq, a predicted model, not a curated record